CCAAUCAUGUCUUUAGCGGUAGUGCACAUUUACUUCCGGGAAAGGUGGUUAACAAGCUGAAAUGUUUGUUUUUUAAGUCAGCGUACUUAAAAUGUAGACGUGUGAUCUCUAAUAAAGCUGUUCAUGGACAGACACCGUUCGCUCUACAAAGGAACCACUCCGCCAUGGAAGGAAACUUACCGAAAGCGGUGUGUGGACAGGCUGAAGAACAGCCGCUCCAAGCUGCUGGACAGAUACCGGCAGAUGGGAGAAGAUCAGCCGUGGAGGAGUUCAGGGGCCUCUAUCAUCGUCCAGGAGGUGAUGGAGGAGGAGUGGAGCGUCUUGCAGUCAGAGGAUCAGAGUAUGCCCUCACUGUGGGGCCCUGACGGCAUGGCAGAGAUGUUCAGUGUUAUGAAGGAGUGUGAUGAACUGGCGAUGCUGGAGGAAAUCCAUCAGGAGCUCAUGUCUCAAGAAAUGUCUAUAAUCGAGGAGUAUGAGAGGAACCUGCAGUUUGAGCAGCAGUACAUAUCAUCUGUUGUGGAGGGAAUGGAUGAGAUGCAUAUUAUUUGCCCCAUAUGUCACAUGAACAACUUGACCAUCAACAGCUAUUUUAUCUCCUGCCCUUGUGGACUUUACAUCAACACUAAGAAGCAGAACAUCACUCCAGAUGUCCUGCAGGACCUCCUGGAGUCCAGGGUGUCGGAGCACAUGGAAGACUGUCUGCACAACCCUGUUUUCUCUGUAGCUCCCAGCACAGAGAGCUCUCCCACCCUGCUGAUAAGCUGCGAGGCUUGUGACUACUUGUCUGUUGUCUUGUAGUUGCAAUCUGCUGUCAGGAAAACAUUUGUCUAACAUAUAAUUUUUAGCUUAUUUUUGUUCUCUGAAUUUUUUUUGUGGAAUAAAGUCAUUUUAUAUUAA
This is a messenger RNA of Girardinichthys multiradiatus, 897 nucleotides long. RefSeq names its product RPA-interacting protein A-like. The transcript is spliced from 7 exons. Bases 124 to 798 code for a protein of 224 amino acids. The record is from RefSeq and is a predicted model, not a curated record. Gene Ontology annotation, biological process: protein import into nucleus. Gene Ontology annotation, cellular component: PML body; nucleus. NCBI's taxonomy places the organism in Eukaryota, Metazoa, Chordata, Actinopteri, Cyprinodontiformes, Goodeidae.